Molecule: messenger RNA, 1185 nt
Organism: Klebsormidium nitens
Lineage: Eukaryota; Viridiplantae; Streptophyta; Klebsormidiophyceae; Klebsormidiales; Klebsormidiaceae
Source: the annotation of a GenBank genome assembly
AUGGCAAAUGCUGAGGAAGAAGUUCAUGGCAAAGGCUCUGCUCUGCCGUCCAACCUGAAUCAGCCGGCCCUCAUUCGGAUCCUUCGAAGAGGCACCAACGAGUGUCGUUCUCUGAAAGCACCACGCAGAUGCAUAGCAGUUUUGGACUUCAUCAGAGACAGGGCAUGUUGGGGAGAAGGGGAAAUAGCAAUUUUGCAGAACGGCGAGGAGAUUUCUUGUUUAGACGAAGAGGAUCUUCAGGCUGGUAAUUAUGUCUUUACAGCCUCUAAGGCUGCUGCACGAGGAAAAGGGACCGAGGGCGCCGGCGCUUCAGGGGACGUGGAAAUGCCAGAUGUUGACUAUGGGAGAGCUGCUGGAACGAGGCAGACUGGUGCAGCUGCAGGCCCGUCCGGAGACACAACCAUGCAUGACGCAAUGCGGGGAGAAUACAGACGGAGGAGCGACGAUGACGACUGGAAUGACAGCGUCGAUGAGGAAGUCACCAAAAUCCUGGAGCGUGCCUUUGUGUCCCCAGAGAAGAACGGGCAGCCAAAGCUUGACCUGAGGCCCCCACCCCCUAGCAACCCCUGUGCGAGGAGAGAUGUUCCUGUCACGUACUUUCGGAAUUCCCCAAGCCUGCUGCUCACGAAGCUUCCCGAGCGCAACGAGCCUGGCCUAACAAACGCACAGACGCUGCUGGCGGAGAUUAAGCAGCUGCACGCAUCGGGGAAGGGCCAGGACCAGGUGCAAACGCGCGCGACUGCGCUCAUCGGGCCUUCAGGAGGCGGGAAGUCCCGCACGGUGCUCGAGGCAUCCUGCCACGAGUACAGCUUUUACCUGAGUUUCUCGACCGAGAAGGAGCCUGGGACGAACAUCCUGCGGCAGGCAAUCAAUCGACUGAGGGAGAGGCAUAGGGAUGAGUACGCGUCAGUGCGGGGUGACGCUUCGGGCCUGCAAGAGUUCCGCGACAACCGGCUGCACGACAUGGAGAAGUUCAUCUCGCGCAUUCUGCUCGCUUUUGCUUUGGGCCUGCGCGAGUACCUGAGGCAGCACCGAGACCAAGCCAGCCCCAAGGGCUUCCUCCUUUUCCAGCUCAUCGGCAUCAGCAUCAGUGCACAGGAGGUGAGAGCUGCUUGUUCCUUGGAAGAACAGCUCCUGGAAGCAGGGGUGCAGACAUCAUCCGAUGCCAGUCCCUUUGCUCCCUAA